Pelobates fuscus (common spadefoot toad) is the source of this 752-nucleotide messenger RNA. RefSeq names its product centrosomal protein 20 (gene CEP20). The transcript is spliced from 5 exons. Gene Ontology annotation, biological process: cilium assembly; microtubule anchoring. The record is from RefSeq and is a predicted model, not a curated record. Gene Ontology annotation, cellular component: centrosome; motile cilium; ciliary basal body. Gene Ontology annotation, molecular function: protein binding. NCBI's taxonomy places the organism in Eukaryota, Metazoa, Chordata, Amphibia, Anura, Pelobatidae. Bases 178 to 654 code for a protein of 158 amino acids.
AAUCUCUGCAAUAAUCUGCAGCACGCUGACGAUCUCAGUAUUGUUCCUAACGGUCCCUCCACUAACAACCGCCUGUAAACGGACACCCUGAGCCACAGCGUUCGUGUGCAAUCUACUGCGCACGCGCAAAGCGCUUGGUGACCUUUAACAUCACAGCCGUUUGUGCCCCACACAAUCAUGGCGUCGGUGGAUGAGCUGAAAGCUGUUCUGAAGGAUACAUUAGAAAAAGGAGGAGUUAUAGGUGAGCUAAAAGCAAAUGUCCGAGCAGCAGUGUUUCAAGCAGUCGACGAUCGGAGUGAACCCAAACCAACACUUUCUCAUGAAAAUCUUCUCAUAAAUGAACUGAUCAGAGAAUAUUUGGAGUUCAACAAGUACAAAUACAGUGCUUCAGUGUUAAAUGCAGAAGCAGGUCUGUCAGAGAUCCCACUGGAUCGUUCAUUUAUUGCCCGGGAACUGAAUAUAAUUGAAGAUGGAAACUCCCAAUCUGUGCCUAUUCUUUAUGGGAUUUUAGCACAUUUUUUACAAGGACAAGUCCAAAGAAAGAGGUUUGAAAACUCUAAGGAGCAACAUUUAAAAGAUGUCAAUCAAGAAAUAAUUCGGCUUCCACAGUCCAGCACCAGUGACGCCUAUGCUUAUCGUAACAUGAACCGAUAACAGCCUGCAAACACCCCGAUGCCUCCCAUAAUUCCCUGUUAUUCCUUUUAAAAGAAUGUGUUCUUGCAGUGUCGUCCUCUAACUUAAAUUCGUUUAUU